Clupea harengus (Atlantic herring) is the source of this 1098-nucleotide messenger RNA. RefSeq names its product liver-expressed antimicrobial peptide 2. Lineage: Eukaryota; Metazoa; Chordata; Actinopteri; Clupeiformes; Clupeidae. Gene Ontology annotation, biological process: antimicrobial humoral immune response mediated by antimicrobial peptide; defense response to bacterium. The record is from RefSeq and is a predicted model, not a curated record.
AGUGCCCUGACGGAGGGCUUAUCAGAAGAUUAUCAGCUGUAAUAUAAAGACGGCUCGCCUCUCUCACUUUCCCCAUUGUCGAACACACAACGUCUCUUCGGCUCCUCCGCAAACAUGAUGACCACUGAUCAGAGGGUGAUUGCCCUCACCGUGCUGCUGACCCUGAUCUGUGCCAGUCAGGUGAGGUCCGCCCCGGUGCCCGAGGACUGGGCCACUGGCCUGAUCCACCGGGCCAAGCGGUCUCUGCUCUGGCGCUGGAACAUGCUGAAACCUGUCGGAGCCAGCUGCCGAGAGCACUCGGAGUGUGGAACCAAAUACUGCAGGAAACAUACGUGUACAUUUCGUAGCUUUUCCUCUUGAAUGUUUGGAUUUCAUGACCACCUGGACCUAAACCACACUGGGCUGUUGAAGUUUGCCACAAUUACAAUACCAAUGGAGCAGAGGACAUCUAAGAUAAGGACCAAACCCCCUGUAUUUGGAAGUGUCUUUAGAAUAUAAAAAGGGAUAAAAUGGCGACAGUAAUGCUAGUACCUUGUAGACUCACAUGUAGCUGCCUGACUGAGACCACGGCGGUAAAACCCUACCAUGAGUCGACACAAUGCUGUUCCUGAGACCACGGCAGUAAAACCCUACCAUGAGUCGACACAAUGCUGUUCCUGAGACCACGACAGUAAAACCCUACCAUGAGUCGACACAAUGCUGUUCCUGAGACCACGGAAGUAAAACCCAACCAUGAGUCGACACAAUGCUGUUCCUGAAACCAUUUUUUGUGUUACUCUUACUAAACAUGGAAUUUUAUGCUACUAUACUGGCUUGGAAUAUGGUAUUCAGAAUAUGAGGCAGUUUUUAUGGUUUUAGGAUACCUUAGAUACCUCAAAAAGGUUCACCAGUGAGACACUGAUCACAUUUAACUUAUGUGAAGAAGUGUUGAUUAAUGUAUUUUAAAUUACAAAUGUAAUCAAUUGGCAAGAAGUUACCAUUGUAUCUUGUAGUAAGCAUCAGGCCUUUCAGUGUAGGUAUGGACAUGCACACACUUCUUAUGUGCCAGGACACUUUGAUGUACUAAAUACAUUUGUGAGAAUUCAAAGAUUCAAAGCA